Molecule: messenger RNA, 4997 nt
Organism: Leptomonas pyrrhocoris
Lineage: Eukaryota; Euglenozoa; Kinetoplastea; Trypanosomatida; Trypanosomatidae
Exons: 1
Coding region: 357-4997 (1546 amino acids)
Biological process (GO): motile cilium assembly
Cellular component (GO): ciliary basal body
Molecular function (GO): protein binding
Source: RefSeq, a predicted model, not a curated record
AGCUGGAGCACGUGAGCACUGCUCUGCACCGCUUUUGUUUCUUCCCUUUUCCCGCGCGGAGAACGGCGCAGCACCUGCCCCUCUUAGAUUUGAAAAGAAAAGCAAGAGAGCUUUUCUCAUAGAUACACGCAAAAAGGUCAUCGUCCUCCACAAUUGAAACGCAGCAUAGACUUCUUCCAUCUCGACAGACCCAGCCACAAUUUCCAAACGUUACCGUAAGUGUGCUUGUACUUACUUGCGGCUCCCAUCUUUUGGGACACCUGUUAUCAGGCUCUCUUCUUUGCACUAGAAUCACCUGAUAUCUUAAAAAAAAAACAACAACACAAGGUCAAGACAUCAGGGCUGCGUGUUUCGCCAUGAGUUCUUCCUCAUCCAGUAGCUCACCGCCGCCUGAUGUGGUCGUGUCAGACUCCGGUAGCGACGAGGACACCAGUUUCGUGGUGCGCGAAAUCCGCCAGCUUCCCCUGCCAAGCGCACCAACGGCACUUUCGCAAGAUCGAACGGCGGCGCCGGCUCAGCCUUCAGGCGGGUCUUUUUUGUCUGCUGUACCGCCGCCGACCCAUCCCGCACAACCAGCACCGACAGCAGCUGUCCCCGCCAUUCCCUUUCCGAGCCUAAACACAUCCACGUUGCAUCGCCCGGCAGCGCCAGACGCGCACGUUGCUCGUCUCCCUCGCCCACCCGUACCGCUGACCACCCCACACGCCUCAACAACCGGCGCCUCGCACUCUGAUACGUUCUCUUCGACGUCGUCCUCCACUGCGACCGUGCCGCUGCUGACGACCACCGUCGCAGGCGCCACUGCUAGCCAAGGAGAAGAGAAAAGGAAGAAGGAGACGGGUGUCACCAUCCCACCCGUGCCGUUACUACCAACCGCUUCAUCGUCCCAGCCUGUCGCAUCGAUGGUGCUCCCUCCCUCACCACAGCUGUCCUCCGCUACGUGGAAGAACUCUGCGCCGUCUCUUAAAUCACCUGCUACACCGAUCAAGACUGCCGCGGAUUCUUCCUCUCCGUCUAUCCCCACUCUGGCACCCGUUCUUGCUGUUCCUCCUCCAGCGUUGGCAGCUCUGCACCCAGCUGAACAGCCCAAUCUUGCCACAGGGGGUGAUACUGCUAUUGCUGAUAGUAUACCAUAUGCUGUCACAACGCUUCUCCCGACCAUCCCGUCGAUGUCUACAGAUCGCGCUCAUGGUGGCGUCGUUCUUCCUCCCCCGCCGUCUCAAUUGGUCGGUGCACCUAGUGCGGCUGCCAGCGCCGUAGCAACGCUGCCUCCGUCGUCGUCAUCUCGUGGUGCUCCUGCCGCGACGACCACCGUUAGCGCUGUUGCGGCUCCAUCGGUUGGGACGACGGCAAUUCUCUCCACACCCGCCAACAACCACCACAACAGAGAGCAAGAAAGGCCACGGCAUCUGCGGCGCACCAGAGAUGCGCUGGAGAACGCAGACUGUGCCCUCUUCACUUCACCCGAUACGGUGGCGAAUUCACCCGGCUCGCGGUCGUCCAGCAGCGGAGAUGGUGAGGAUGAUGAUGGGGCCUACGUUGGACGCACCCGCCGUGUCGGCAGCGCCGCUUUACUGGAGCAGCGGCCGUCGCAGCCGGUAGGUCGGGGUGGCGAAAGGGCGGCCGCGUCAAAGCAGUGUGACCUACCUCCCUCACACCGCCAUUAUCCACAGCACCACAGCCGCAGUCGAUCGCGGUCGAAGCCUCAACAGAAGACGAUGGUAGUCAGGAUGCGGGAGGUGGAGGGCAAAGGGGGUGCUGUCGCAUCACGCGAGAAAACCUCGCUGUCGUCGCAGAGCACCAACGCCCUCACCCCCGACAACGCGGUCGAAAUGCGGCAUCAUCGGCCGUCUCCAUCAGCUUCUCCACUCGCAGAAGAAGAAGGUGGAAGAGGCUCCAUGACGAUCAUUGAUGACGAAGGCCGGCGCGACAAUGACCCACCUCUGACGUUUACAAGUCCGGCAGCGCGCUUUGCUGCUCGUUGUAGCGAGAACACCAAAGGUGUCGGCCCCAAUGGAACGAAUUUACCUCGAUUGACACACGGCAGCCUUCGCGACUUCCGCAAAACGCACGGCAUCGAGGCGGUCGACGUGGCGGUGGAAGGGGAUGAUGAUGAUGAUGAUGACGAUCGUGAACGGAAUGCAGGGCCCGAUCAUGCGCGAUCCGGCACGGUGCACUUCCGCUUCACCGGUGCCUUCAGCGACGCUACAAGCGAUUCCAAGAUGCUGUCCUCUGCGGCUCAUGAGGUGAGCGACGGCAAGCAACACAAGACGCCGAAGGCCGGUAGAGGUUCUGGUGAAGCUGCAGAUUCCACUGGAACCGCCACCGGAGGCGCCACGGUGCUCUCGUUGAACAUUCGAGGCAUGAGUCCGCUGCACACCGAUGUCAGCGUUGUGCAUCCGUUUGUGCGGGCCUGGGUGGUCAGCGGCGCCACCGGUACAAGCCUGGUACAGGCUUCCGCGGCCGUGCCGUGCGCUGUCACCCAGCCCUUUGACAUUCGCGCCCACAAGACCCGCACGCCGUGGUGGGACGCGAAGGUGGCCGUGCGUCUCAGCACGGAGCGGCUGCGCAGUGCCGGCCACGACGCAAUGCUGCUGUUGGAGGUGCUCGACUUUGGUAACGAGACGAUUCACGGCUUCCCGCUGCUCCGCUCGGGGCUCUAUCCGAUUUGCUGGGGCUUUCUGAUGCUGCGCGACUACAUCGGUUGCUCCGCCCUCGCAGCGGGGGAGAACGUGCAUGUGCAGCUGUUCCGCUACCCACUGCGCACCCCCUGGUACCUGAUCUGGCUGGAGGCAUUGCUACCCUUGUCGUGGUCGGCUGCGGCGUCGCACUUACAACCCUACGACCUCAGCACCGCUUCCGGUGAAGGCCGCAGCAUUUGUAGCGGCUCCAAUGUCGUGGUGGACGUGCCGAACAUUUACCACAUCUUCAAGUUUUACUUCAACCGCAAAAUCCCGUACGAGGGCGAGAUGGUGGUGACGCUGCGGAAACACAGCGACUCCCGCUACGUGCCGGACACCACCGAUAUGCUGCCCUAUGAGGAGUAUCUGCUGUCUGUGCUCGUGUCGGGCGGCGGCAGCUGCGCGGUGCCGCGCUCCACGCACGCCGCAUCGCGAGACCACGAUGGAGGCGACACGGAGGACAGAGGCAGCAACGGCGCCUCGAAAGGCCUCGGUGCGUCGUCCGUGCCCGCCAGUCCGUGGGCGCCGGCGGCGGAAAACUACUACCGCAUGGACGGCGAGCGCUCGCUGCUGCCGCACGAGGUUCUGCAGACGUCCGCGGUCAUGGGCAUCGUCACAUGCGUCAGCUUCACGCACAACGGCACGCUCUUCGCGCUGGGCGUCUACCGCCACCUGCAAUACCUGGUGGAACUGCGCAAUCCGUUGCUGCCAGACAUGCCCGUCGUGGCGACAUUGCUGGGCCACACCGGUCACCUGCACUGCGUUGUCUUCCAACGUGAGGACCGCUAUAUGCUGUCGUGCUCCUCUGACGGGACGGUGCGAGUGUGGCAGCCGUCGCAUCCAAACUGCCAGUUCAACUCUGACACGUGUACAGGCCCGUCAAGCGUGCAGUGCGCGUUCACCCUGCCGCACGGCUUUCCCGUUUACACCGCCAUCUUUCAUCAGGAUAAAAUCAUAGCCGGCGGGUUUAGCGAUCAGCUCUUCGUAUGGGGCUACGAGCGUCCGCUGGAGGACGAUCUGCCGUCUACGGCGACAGCCGACGACUCUAUGCUCCACCUUACUGCUACAUUUACUCCUCAAUUACAGCUAACGCAGAGUGAGGACACGGCGGGUAGGUCGACGCGCGUGCUUCUCGGGGAGCUGAUCUACCGUGUCGACAACGCAGGCGUGCUGAAGGACGGCGGGGAGCCGACCAUCACACUCAGCUUGGCCUCGAAUGAGCGCAGCAAUCGGGCAUGGUCGGUGCACGCCAACGGCGUCGUCGUGUGCUGGCGCGCUGUAUGCGAGUCCGUGGAGCGUAAGGCGCGUACGACUCCUCCUGCUGCUGCUGCUACUGCUGCCGCUGCUGCCGUCGGACCCAACUGGCAGAUGUCCGUGCGGCACACGGUGGAGUGCAGCGGGGCGUCAGAAGUCCAGGUGAAUGGCAGCUACGCCAUCGUCGUCUGCAGACACGCCCCACUCGUCUUUGUGUUUGACGCCACUACGUGCGAGCAACUCCGCGUCGUCAACACGCGUCUGCCAGCUGCGACGCCCGUGAGUUUGUUGCCGGACGGGGAGGCGUUCGUGGGCGCGGUGGGCGACCCGAGCCGGCUGGUGGCGUGGGAGUGCUUCGAUGGUGGUCUGUGCACCGCACCCACGGGCUACGCGCAGGCGUCCCCGCUCUACGGCGUGGCGCGCAUGUCGUGGACAGAGUCGCAGCAGCUGUCCGUCAUGGUCAGUCGCUCGCCGUGCACGCAGGACGACAUGGUUCGGUUUAUCCGUGGUCCCUCCGCGCCCGCGCCGGGACAGAGCGCCGCCGCCUAUUAUUACGAGAAGCAGGAGGAGGAGUACAGACUGCAAAGCAUUCCGUCGGAGAUGACGCUUCUCACCGUCGCCGGGACGCGGCGAAAGCGGGGAACGGUGAUCCAGACCGGCGGGGGACGAGCUGCGGAGGCCUUCUGUCUCAUGUUUGGCGGAGACUUCAAAGCCAAACGGAAGACGGAGUACCUGGCGGAACGCACACGAGCUAGCCGGCAGCGUGAGACGGAGCGCGACUCACGGCGGGCGCGGCUGCAUCAGGAGGCCUUACUGGCCGAUCCGUCGAACAUGUUUGCCUCCGCGACCACCACCGUGCCGUACGACGCAACGGAAAGAGGUGCACGCAUGAAUGCGAUCAUCAACUUCUGGCGCGGUCUGGUGGGGCAGCACAAACACGGUGUCGAGCACCUGCAGCGACUGGACGCCAACGCCUCCGCUGGUUUGCCGUCUCCUCCGCAGCAGUCGACGCGCCGUGCGCUGCAGUACCUCGACGACAACUGCAACGAGGCGGAGGUGUAA